Batrachochytrium dendrobatidis JAM81 is the source of this 1228-nucleotide messenger RNA. RefSeq lists its product as uncharacterized. Gene Ontology annotation, biological process: regulation of translational fidelity; tRNA aminoacylation. Bases 64 to 1050 code for a protein of 328 amino acids. The record is from RefSeq and is a predicted model, not a curated record. The transcript is spliced from 5 exons. NCBI's taxonomy places the organism in Eukaryota, Fungi, Chytridiomycota, Chytridiomycetes, Rhizophydiales. Gene Ontology annotation, molecular function: ATP binding; aminoacyl-tRNA ligase activity; Ser-tRNA(Ala) deacylase activity.
GAAAGGACUCAAAGAAUCAAAGCAGUUGCAUCACCAUCUCAGCCAACCAAUCCAAAUAGAAUCAUGUCUGUCACUGCUGCUAUUAGCACUCGUGCCUAUAUUGGUUCACUCCUCUGUCAAAGAGACUCCUUUGCACGCACUAUUCAGACUGUCGUCAUCUCCUGUGUUGAAUCGUCAGUUUCUGGCUCUACUGAUGCUGUUCAUUCCAAACCAAAGAUGUUUGAAGUGGUAUUGGCUGAUACUGUCAUCUUUCCAACUGGUGGUGGUCAACCCAACGACCUUGGUAAAAUCAAUGGAAUUCCAAUUGUUGAUGCUCGAAGGGUCGGACUGGACUGUGUUCAUAUCCUCAACAAUCCUGUCGAAAAAGACCAGGUUGUUCAGGUUGAUUUAGACUGGGAUCGUCGCUUCGAUCACAUGCAGCAGCACUCUGCCCAACAUCUUCUCUCAGCGAUUGCACAGAAAGAGUUUGACAUGAAAACUGUUGGAUGGAGUUUAGGAAAAGCGGUCUGUUACAUUGAAGUCACAGCUGAGCCUAAACAGCAUGUACUGGAUGCGCUUGAACAACAAGUCAACGCAUACAUUCGCAAACGGAUCGCAGUGUCUGUUGUUGAGCAUGACAUGAAUGAACAUGAUAUGCCCAAAAAACUUCCCAGCGAUCUGGAUGGUGCUGUGGUACGAUGUAUUACUUUUGAUGGAUUGGAUAAUAAUACAUGCUGUGGAACCCAUGUGGAAAACUCGGCAGACAUUCAGUGCUGUAAGCUGUUGCAUACUGAGCGUGUACGUGGUGGAAAUACUCGUGUGUUUUUUGUUGCUGGCAAUAGGGUUUUCCAAUCCUACCAAUCUACCUUUUUACGUAACCGCAAGCUCACUGACCUUUUAAGUACAGGUCCGGAAAACUUUGUUGAGCGUGUGGAAGGACUCAAGAAAAACAUCAAGGAGUUGAUAAAGACAAAUAAGAAACAGUCCAAAGAAAUUGCCGCACUUGAAAAGUUGAAGCUAGGCGAUUUAGGGACUACUGCCAACGCUAGUCAAUCGAUUGCAAAACAGUAAACAAAGCAAUGCAAUGUUUGAUUAUAUUCUUGGUUACAAAAGAUAUGCAUGCUUUAUAAAAACAAAAUGACUCCAUAAUCAGUUAGCACAAGCAAUAAACUAACACUUGAUCUCAACAAUGUAACGAGCAACCCAUACUGAUUUAUUUUUAGCAGGUGUUGAAAUAAAGUCGGACUUU